UGGUCGUGAAAUUCUUACUCUCAGUUGUUAGCAAAGUCUUUACGCAUUAAGAACAGUUAAUAUUAUGAUUGAAAUAACAUUCCAAAGUUACCUUACAAUUUUAUGGAUUCUCAUACAACCUGUGAUUGGAUUGGACUCAGACGGAUUUUGUACAGUUGUUGAAACAUACGAUGCCACAAGACCCACGAUCGAGACCUACCUAGAAACGAUUCAAGUUUCGAAAAAAAUCUUCCCCUGGACGUAUUAUGAGACUCAGACCGUUACAAAAACUCGUUUGGCUCCUUCGAUAAUAAAAACAAGAAUGAAAAGGCAAUGCUGUCAUGGGUACACUUUCAAGGAUAUGAAGUGCAUUCCACACUGCACAAUGCCAUGUAAAAAUGCUAGAUGCACUGCCCCAAAUAAAUGCACAUGUAACCCAGGCUAUGUACCGGGUGUUUCAUCUCACAGGUGUAAUCCCGAGUGUAAGAAUGGGUAUAAAUACAACGGGACGUCUGGUGAGUGUAAACCAAUUUGUGACGAAUGCACCAAUGGAAUCUGCAUUGGACCCAAUCAAUGCGCCUGCUCUGAUGGAUAUGAGUGGAAUCUUACGGAAGCGAAGUGUGUGCCCAAAUGUCUAGGAGGUUGCUUGAAUGGCAACUGUGCAUUACCAGGGAAGUGUGAAUGCCAUCCAGGCUACGCUACUUUGAAUUCUUCUGUGUGUUCUCCAAUCUGCCAAGCUGGUUGCGUUUUUGGUACAUGCACCGAGCCGAACAUCUGCACCUGCUUCACUGGUUAUAAGCUAUGGAAUGGGUCUCGAUAUAUUUGUGAUCCAAUAUGUUCGAGUGGUUGCCUUAACGGCACUUGUGUGAAGCCAGAUACUUGUCUCUGUGACAAAGGGUUUAAGCUGAGUAAAGACACCAAGGAUUGUGAACCAAUGUGUGACGAAUGCACCAAUGGAGUCUGUGUUGGACCGAAUAUGUGUGUCUGCUCCGAUGGAUAUGAGUGGAAUGUGACCGGAUUGAAGUGCGAUCCCAAAUGUUUAAGGGGAUGUUUGAACGGAAAGUGUGCAUCUCCAGAUAAAUGCGAAUGCAAUCCAGGCUACGUCGCUCUAAACUCUUCGGUGUGUUCGCCAACCUGCCAUAACGGAUGUGUUUUCGGUACAUGUACUGAGCCGAACAUUUGCACCUGUUUAAGUGGUUAUAAACUACGGAACGGGUCUCGAUACAUUUGUGAUCCAAUAUGCUCGAAUGGUUGUCUUAACGGCACUUGUGUGAAACCAGAGACCUGUCACUGUGACAAAGGAUUUACGUUGAGCAAAGACUCCAAGAAUUGUGAACCAGUGUGUGAUGAAUGCUCCAAUGGAAUCUGCGUUGGACCGAAUAAGUGUGUUUGCUCCGAUGGAUAUGAGUGGAAUUUUAGCGAAUCGAAGUGCGCUCCUAAAUGUUUAAGGGGCUGCUCGAACGGAAAAUGUGUGUCACCAAAUCAAUGCGAAUGCAAUCCAGGCUACGUCGCUUUAAACUCUUCGGUGUGUUCGCCAACCUGCCAUAACGGAUGUGUUUUCGGUACAUGUACUGAGCCGAACAUUUGCAGCUGUUUCAGUGGAUAUAGACUACGUAACGGGUCUCGAUACAUUUGUGUUCCAAUAUGCUCGAAUGGUUGUCUUAACGGCACUUGUGUGAAACCGGAGACCUGUCACUGUGACAAAGGAUUUACGUUGAGCAAAGAGUCCAAGAAUUGUGAACCAGUAUGUGACGAAUGCUCCAAUGGAGUCUGUGUUGGACCGAAUAAGUGUGUUUGCUCCGAUGGAUAUGAGUGGAAUUUUAGCGAAUCGAAGUGCGCUCCUAAAUGUUUAGGGGGAUGCUCGAACGGAAACUGUGUGUCACCAAAUCAAUGCAAAUGCAAUCCAGGCUACGUCGCUUUAAACUCUUCGGUGUGUUCGCCAACCUGCCAUAACGGAUGUGUUUUCGGUACAUGUACUGAUCCAAACAUUUGCACCUGUUUAAGAGGUUAUAGGCUACGAAAGGAGUCUCAAUACAUUUGUGAUCCAACAUGCUCGAGUGGUUGUCUUAACGGCUCUUGUGUGAAACCGGAGACCUGUCUCUGUGACAAAGGAUUUACGUUAAGCAAAGAUUCCAAGAAUUGUGAACCAGUAUGUGACGAAUGCUCCAAUGGAAUCUGCGUUGGACCGAAUAAGUGUGUUUGCUACGAUGGAUAUGAGUGGAAUUUUAGCGAAUCGAAGUGCGCUCCCAAAUGUUUAAGGGGAUGUUUGAAUGGAAAGUGUGCAUCUCCAGAUAAAUGUGAAUGCAAUCCAGGCUACACCCCAUUGAAUUCUUCUGAGUGUUCUCCAAUCUGCCAUAAUGGAUGUGUCUUCGGUACAUGUACUGAGCCGAACACUUGCACCUGCUUAAGUGAAUAUAAAAUGCAGAACGGGUCUCAACACAUUUGUGAUCCAAUAUGCUCGAGUGGUUGUUUCAACGGUACUUGUGUGAGACCGGAGAUAUGUGUCUGUGACAAAGGGUUCACACUAAGCAAAGACUUCAAGUAUUGUGAACCAGUGUGUGACAAAUGUUUCAAUGGAAUCUGCGUUGGACCGAAUCAAUGUGUCUGCUCUGAUGGAUACCAGAAUGUUUCCGGAUCGGAUUGCGUGCCGAAAUGUUUAGGGGGAUGCUUGAACGGAAACUGUGUGUCACCAAAUCAAUGCGAAUGCAAUCAAGGAUACGUCUCCUUAAACUCCUCAAUGUGUUCGCCAAUCUGCCAUAAUGGAUGUGUUUUCGGUACAUGUACUGAGCCGAACAUUUGUACCUGCUUAAGUGAUUAUAAACUCCAGAACGGGUCUCAACACAUUUGUGAUCCUAUAUGCUCUAGUGGUUGCCCUAAUGGUGUUUGUGUGAGGCCAGAGACCUGUCUUUGCGAUACCGACCAUCAUAUGGAUAUCAACGAACAAAAAUGCGUUCCACAUUUUUCUACCUACAGUUAUUCGGGUCGGUUGGAAGAAGAAAAUAAUAGAAUGGCAAUGUUUAAUUCUAUGUAUCUGUGGCUGAUUGCUGCAGGAGUCUUUGUGGCAGUAUGUCUGCUAUCCUGUUUUGUGUAUGGGAGAUAUUCCAAACGAAACAGUUACAUCUGCAAAACAGAUCCUCAUGUCGUUUACUAUGCCUUUAAUGAUGAUGGUGAAAGGGUUGACAUCAAUAAUCAAAGCGAGCUCACAUGCGGUGACCAUAGAUUAACCGCGCAUUCCAGUUUGUUGGAUCCUAGAUGAAUCAUUGUCGAAUAAAGACACUUUUGUACUCUGUGUUUUUAA
This is a messenger RNA of Bradysia coprophila, 3277 nucleotides long. RefSeq lists its product as uncharacterized. The record is from RefSeq and is a predicted model, not a curated record. Lineage: Eukaryota; Metazoa; Arthropoda; Insecta; Diptera; Sciaridae.